AUGAACGAGCUUUCUUUAAUAGAACUGGAGAAUAUGUUGAAAGCGAUGGAAUUGGGGUACUGCGGGAUUGUUAGAUUCCAUCUCAGAAUUCAUAAUGAAUGGAAAGUUUUAGAUGACGAUGAGGAUGUUUUGGGUUUGGGCAGUUGGGUCAACAAGCACAAAGUGCUUGAUGUCUAUGUUGAACACACCAAAGGAGAUGUCCUUGAUCAGAGCCAAGCAGAGUCAAAUUGUAUUCCUACUACACAAUAG
Molecule: messenger RNA, 249 nt
Organism: Ilex paraguariensis (yerba mate)
Lineage: Eukaryota; Viridiplantae; Streptophyta; Magnoliopsida; Aquifoliales; Aquifoliaceae
Source: the annotation of a GenBank genome assembly